CGGCUCGUUCAGUGAGGGGAACAUCUCCGCAUUGCCGGGUAUCACUUAGAACCUAUAACUCAUAACUGAAUGAAUUCUACUAGUACACACUUUCUUCGCUCUUCUUCACGAAACACCGAGACAUCAGACAAUCAAUUGCAUGGAUCUGUUUCGAUUUGAAUAAUAAUCAAACUAGCUCCGACAAGUCGCAUCCCCAAAUCAACGCCACCCAUCCAUCCAUCCACGCUUCUUUCUAACUUGCCACCUCAUCAUCAUCAAACCUACCGUACCUUCGGUUACUCAACUCAAAAAGAAAAAUGACACUCUCCCCAACCCUCUCUCCGCCGCCAGAGGUGCCCAACGUGCUCCUAUCGCUGCCGCACCCCAACGUCCUGCUCGUGACGCUCAACCGGCCGCGCGCCCUCAACGCCAUCCCUUCCUUCCAGCACGUGGCCAUGGCCUCGCUCUGGGCGUGGUACGACGCCCAACCGCAGCUGCGGUGCGCCGUUCUCACCGGCGGCGCGGACGCGCGGGCCUUUUGCGCCGGGGCCGAUCUGCGCGAGUGGGACGCCACGCACGCCUCCUCCAACAAUGGCACUAGUAGUAGUAAGCGCUGGUCGCAGGAAGGAUUCGGCGGGUUGUCGAACCGAACCGGCAAGAAGCCCGUGAUUGCGGCAGUCAAUGGGCUCUGUUUUGGCGGGGGCAUGGAGAUGGUCAUCAACUGUGAUCUGGUUGUUGCCGAUGGGAAAAGGGCGCGGUUUGGGCUUCCCGAGGUGAAGAGGGGCGUUGUGGCGGUGGCCGGGGCGCUGCCCAGGUUGGUGAGGACGGUGGGCAGGCAGCGGGCGGCCGAGAUGGCACUGCUUGGCCGCACGGGCUACACGGCCGAGCAGAUGAGGGAGUGGGGGAUUGUGAACUUCGUGGUCGCGGAGGGACAGGCCGUGGCUGAGGCCAUUAAGCUCGCCGAGGAGAUUGCGGCGAACUCGCCCGAUUCCGUGAUUACGUCGAGGGAGGGGCUGAGACUGGGGUGGGAGGGAAUUGGGCCGCAGAUGGGGACGGAGGUGCUGGAGAGGGGGAUGUAUGGGCGGAUCGAUGGCGGGGAGAACAUGAAGGAGGGCGUAAAGAGCUUUGUGGAGAGGAGGGAACCGGUCUGGAAGGAUAGCAAGCUGUGAGUGGAGAGAGAAAGCAAGCGUUGAUGCGCUUGUCAAGUGAGAUGUGUGUCCCGGACCCUGCGCGACCCCGUCACCUCGUUCUAUAUAUGAUAUGCCCUACAAGUACCUAGGUAGGUAGGUAGGUAAGCCACAUCAUACAUGGAAUUCACAUGCCACCAACAACAGCUCAAGCAUCUCCAAACCUAGCCGCAGCAGCGCACACAACUAGGUAUUGGACCUGAUAGGUCAAGGCGCCGUUUCUGCUCAUUGGAAACGAAAAAGGUCAAAGCAAAAAAAAUAG
Chaetomium strumarium is the source of this 1428-nucleotide messenger RNA. RefSeq names its product ClpP/crotonase-like domain-containing protein. The transcript has 2 exons. NCBI's taxonomy places the organism in Eukaryota, Fungi, Ascomycota, Sordariomycetes, Sordariales, Chaetomiaceae. Gene Ontology annotation, cellular component: mitochondrion. Gene Ontology annotation, biological process: fatty acid beta-oxidation. The record is from RefSeq and is a predicted model, not a curated record. The coding region runs from base 297 to 1148 and encodes 283 amino acids. Gene Ontology annotation, molecular function: enoyl-CoA hydratase activity.